Messenger RNA from Brassica oleracea var. oleracea, 1572 nucleotides. Its product is annotated as plastocyanin. The transcript has a single exon. NCBI's taxonomy places the organism in Eukaryota, Viridiplantae, Streptophyta, Magnoliopsida, Brassicales, Brassicaceae. Gene Ontology annotation, molecular function: copper ion binding. Bases 835 to 1332 code for a protein of 165 amino acids. The record is from RefSeq and is a predicted model, not a curated record. Gene Ontology annotation, cellular component: chloroplast thylakoid lumen.
GAAUCAGGUAACUUUAAGAGUCUGUGAUUCUGUGGUACGAUUAUUUGUUCUUAUUCUCUCUUGCCGGUAGUGUACUUCAGAGCCGAGAACUCUUUCUCCUCUCCGACUUGCUGCGACCUCUUAUUCCCUGAGAUCGUCUUUUUAUAACAUAUUAUCCUUCAAUCAUUUUUUAAGUUAAUAUCUUAUUUUUGUACAUAAGGUUGCCUCUCAGAUUAAAAAAAAAAGGGUUGCCUCUCGGAUAUCUUUUUUAAUAAAAAUAUUUGAAUUUUCAGAAAUGGCUUUAAAAUUUUGAAAAGCUAAAAUAACUUUCAAAAUUUUCACUAAUUUGAAUAAGAAGUAAGUUCCAAAUGGUACUUCAGCUAUGAAUUAACUUCUAAACGCGGUAAAAAAAACAAUCAACUUCUAAACAAGUAUUUUAGAUAAAGUUGUUUUUAAAAAAAUUAAAUAAAAAAUAUUACUUCUUCUUGUUUCCGUUAAACUAAACUAAACAUCCUUGCGAAUUAUUUGAAAGAAGUUAAAAAUACAAGAUAAAAUUCGGGACAUGUCACGAAAUGAAUAUGUCUAUUUAUUAAUAGGCUUAUCCUGUUAUCCAUUCAGACACAAAAAAAACAUAUGACAAACACUCUGCCACUUCACCAGACAGAAUCUAAAACCAACCAAUGAAAACGCGUAUCUACAGAUAACUCCUUUCUAUGGAGUUUGCUCCCAGAGCCACUCAUUGCUCUAUCUCAUUCUCUCGCUCACUCAUAAAACUCACAAGUCACACAAACCUCAAUACCAAAGGAUAACACACACGAAAAAAACUUUCACUAAGAUAAACCAAGAAUCUUCAUCAUGGCUUCAGUAACCUCAGCCACCGUCGCAAUCCCAUCGUUCACCGGCCUAAAAUCCACCAUCUCCAAACCCUCCGCCGUCGUCAGACUCCCCACCACAACAUCACGGAACCUCACCGUGAAGUCAUCUCUAAAGGACUUCGGAGUCGCUGUCGUUGCGGCUGCAGCUUCCAUCGCUUUGGCUGGAAACGCUAUGGCCAUUGAUGUUCUCUUGGGAUCAGGAGAUGGAGCGUUGGCUUUCGUUCCCAACGAGUUCACAAUAGCGAAAGGAGAGAAGAUUGUGUUCAAGAACAACGCUGGAUUCCCACACAACGUUGUGUUCGAUGAGGACGAGAUCCCAAGUGGUGUUGAAGCGAGCAAGAUCUCCAUGGACGAGCAAGAUCUACUCAACGCUGCUGGAGAGACGUACGAGGUUGCUUUGACUGAGCCUGGGACUUACAGCUUCUACUGUGCGCCGCAUCAGGGUGCUGGUAUGGUCGGUAAAGUCACCGUUAACUAAUAAAAUUGUGAGUGUAAAAGCGGAAGAGUGUCUCUGAUCCGAGUAGAGGCUUUUCUUUCAGUCUUGCUUACAUAAGGUGUUUUGUACUUCUAAAGAGUGUUGGAAUCAAAUGGACAUUGAUUUGUUAUAAUGAGAGUACUGGUUCCAUCCAUGAAUGGUUUGUCUUGGUUUAUAAAUUACUUGUAGAUUUAUGUCUGGCUCUGAAGCUUUUUAAGAUUAUGAUAAACUAAGUUGGAAAAA